AAAUAGACCGAGUGUAAUGUACAGAGUAGGCCAAGGUCGUCCACAGACAGAUGCACUAGGCUUUGACCUUCAGUAAUGAUUAUUACGCUUCUCUUUGUCUUACAUGUACAAUACAUAGGACAUUGCUGUGCCACAUAGCGUAAGGUGGGGCGGUCACUUACUAAUGCUAUAGACCUCCAUUAUAAUUACUGCCGCCUGCCAGAUGUAGCCAUCGCAGAGACUCUGACAAGUUACAGACUGCUUGGCCUGAAUCACAAGGCGGAACAUAGCUGUCGGGGAAGAGUUUCCGGGGGACGUGCACAUCGGCGACACAGCCACAAACAACAAUAUGCUGUGCGUGCAGAGAGUGAAAGUCAUAGUGUCAGUGUCCCGGGCAUGCAGCACAGUACAGCCAGCUCCAGUUAUUGCAGCCAAACAUCCAUUUCAAGUGGAGUUAAAGGCAGGGAAACUGUACCCAUGGUGUAGCUGUGGACGCAGUAAGAAACAACCUUUCUGUGACGGAUCCCAUCGCAAGGCAGCCCCUGGCCUCUCACCACUGCGUUUUACACCAACAGAGGAUAAGAAAAUGUGGCUCUGUGGCUGCAAGCAAACCAAAACCCCGCCAUACUGUGAUGGCACACACAAGGAGAGCUAUGUGCAGAACUGUACUCUGGAAGCUCAGCAAUGACCAAGAAGGGCUGCUAUCUGGGUGUAUUCAUGUGGUGCCAAUCUGAGGGUUCCGGUAUGAAUGGUCGACCAUGUUACGGUCGACAGUCAUUAGGUCGCCCACUAUUGGUCGACAUUGGCGUGGUCGACAUGGACAAUUGGUUGACACAUGAAAGGUCGACAUGAGGUUUUUUUUUUUUUUACUUUUUUUGGUGUCGUUUUCUGCGUAAAGUGACGGGGAACCACAAUUAGUGCACCGCGUCCCCUCGCAUGGCUCGCCAUGCUUUGGGCAAGGUGCCUCGCUCCGCUACUGCUGCGCUUGGCACAGAUUACCGUUCCCAAUCGUAGUCCACGUGGAUCGUAAAGUAUGGAAAAGUUCCCCAAAAGAGAAAAAUGUGAAAAACUCAUGUCGACCAUUUUCUUAUGUCGACCAUGUGUUCACGUCGACCAUGUCAAUGUCGACCAAUAGUGGUCGACCUAAUGACUGUCAACCAUAACAUGGUCGACCAUCCAAACGGAUACCCAAUCUAAGGCAGCAGCCGUGGAUUUAGCCACAAUUUAAACCCCUAAUUAUUUAGGAUGAGAUGCAGGUAAUUACACUUUGAUUUGUUUAAUAAACGUGAAGAAGAGUUUGAGAUCCUCUAAGCAUUUGCUUCUGGGGCGCUACUUGUUUGCCAACUUGUACGUAUCAGUAUUUUUCUAUGUAUUAAUUAUGCAUAAAUAAUAUACUUUUGCAGCGAAAGUUCCACUUCUUGCUGACAUUUUCCAUUGCAGUGGUUACUUUAAAUGAGCAUGCAAGUGUUCAAAUGUCUUUUUUUUGUGUGUGAAAAUGGCAUAAAAAAUAAACCAGUAACAGAAUCACAUACAGAAA
Messenger RNA from Pseudophryne corroboree (corroboree frog), 1516 nucleotides. It is a transcript of the gene CISD3, whose product is annotated as CDGSH iron sulfur domain 3. Gene Ontology annotation, molecular function: 2 iron, 2 sulfur cluster binding. The transcript is spliced from 3 exons. The coding region runs from base 329 to 667 and encodes 112 amino acids. Gene Ontology annotation, cellular component: mitochondrion. Lineage: Eukaryota; Metazoa; Chordata; Amphibia; Anura; Myobatrachidae. The record is from RefSeq and is a predicted model, not a curated record.